GAACCAUAUCAACCAACCAACAAUGUCCAUGCGUCAAAUGCCACUGCAUGCCAUAUUUGGAGGAGGAAAGGUGGCUCACAUAUUGUUAUGGAAGGACAAAACAUCAGCGGCUACAAUCUUAGCUGUGUUCACCAUAAUAUGGCUUCAACUUGAAGUACUAGAAUACCAGUUUUUAACUGUUUUUUGUGACAUCCUCAUGCUGGCUAUGCUUGCCAUUUUCGUCUGGCACAAAGGGACACAACUAGCCAACCUGUAUGGUUUUAGGUCUCCAAGCUUGGUCUCUUACUUCCCGAGUCCGCCUAAUAGCAAUAACUUUCAACUCUCAGAAUCGACUUGUGGAUACUUCUUUCAACAAAUUAACUUCUUUUUGUUCAAAUUCUUUGAAAUUUCAGCCGGAAAAGACUUGAAACUCCUAGUUUUGGCAAUGGUUUGUCUAUGGAUGUUUUCAGCUCUAGGAGAUUGUGUCAGCUCUGUGAGCCUUUUAUAUACAAGCACUCUCCUUCUCGGAACACUGCCUGCUUUGUAUGAGAGAUAUGGUGUUCCUUCUCAGGUCGAUACAUUUGCUGCCAAAUGCAUCCAAGAGGUGAAGAAAUUGUUCCAAAUGUUUGAGUCCAAAGUUCUUAAAAAGAUUCCAGGAAUGAGGAAAGAAAGAGUAAAUUAG
Messenger RNA from Prunus avium (sweet cherry), 661 nucleotides. RefSeq names its product reticulon-like protein B14. NCBI's taxonomy places the organism in Eukaryota, Viridiplantae, Streptophyta, Magnoliopsida, Rosales, Rosaceae. Gene Ontology annotation, biological process: response to bacterium. The record is from RefSeq and is a predicted model, not a curated record.